AUCACCGUCUUUUCCACAGGCGUCGCAGCGGAAUCGUCCUUCUUGGUAUUUGGGAGAAGGGAUUAAAGAGAGCUGGAGAUGGUUUCUGUCGAAAGGGUGUCUGAUUUUUUGAGACACAAUGGCUUCAAGAAAACCUGUUAAUCGCCCAUCCGUGAGGCAUCCGAGUCAUAACCAUCCGCUGCGUGUCUUUAAAGCUCGAGAGGAAGAUGAAGUCGUCUGCUCUGGAUGUGAGCUCGAGCUAACGGGACAAGCUUUCAAGUGUAUAAAGUCAGACUGCGAUUACUUCUUGCACAAGUCAUGUUUCGAGCUACCCCGUGAAACCAGUCACAAGUCUCACCCAGACCACUCUUUGACCCUGCUUCAUUCCCCGCCAUAUGGUGAGUCUUACACGUGUGAUGCAUGUGGUGAGUACGGAUCCGGAUUCACUUACAAUUGUUCUGAAUGUCAAUAUGAUGUUCAUGUCGGAUGUGCGUUUAUUCCGGAGACCUUAGAGCGCGAAGAUCACGAACACCCACUCACUCUUCUCUACAAUACACCAUGCAAAGAUCGUGAGGACAGUGCGAUGUUCACAUGUGAUGUAUGUGAAGAAGAUAUGUCGGAGAAUCUUUGGGUGUAUUACUGCAAAGAUUGUGAUUAUGGGACGCAUGUGCAUUCUUGCGCGGUUUAUGAAGAUCAUGAGCCAAAGAAAAGCGGAGGAGAAGAAGAAGAAGAAGAAGAAGGAUCAAGCUCGGCGGUUUCGAGGAUGAAGUCGCUCAUGAAGGCUCAAGAUGAGUUGGCGGCGGUGCAGCUCGAGUGUCGUAUGAAGAGAGACGCUAAUAAUGCUAUACUAGGUUUAUAUGAGGAGCCAAAGCGGAGAUAUUAUUGGUGAUUGAAUGAACGAAUGAUCAAUUU
Molecule: messenger RNA, 891 nt
Organism: Arabidopsis arenosa
Lineage: Eukaryota; Viridiplantae; Streptophyta; Magnoliopsida; Brassicales; Brassicaceae
Source: the annotation of a GenBank genome assembly